AUGUGUGUCUACUACACCAAUUUAUGCCCGCGAGGUCAUCAUAUUCUUGUUCACGCCACUGCUUGCCGAGCAGCACAUCAACGAGGACCACAUCGACUAGGAGAGUACUGCGUACACAAUGAUAUAACACUGCGUAAUAGGUCCCAGCGAAGAUUGUUUUCAACGGAGUCAUGUCCCGUAUGCCAUGAUGUAAGAUUUCCAGCUGCGAGACCAGCUGAUAAUCCAAAUGAUGGUGGUGGUGACAAUGGCGGAGACAACAACGACGACGAUGAUGAUAAGAAUGACAAUAGUGGCAAGGGGAGAAGGAAAGACGAGCGAAGAGCAGAUGUUACGCUGGCUUCUUUACCUGCGAUUCGAGCAGAGGAGCGUAGGCGCUCCCUAAAUAUUAUUCCGCCAAGAAAGAGAGCUACACGCAUCAUAAGAAGGCGUGCGCCAGACCAUCAAGAGGGCGUCUCGAAAAAAGCACUCUCAGGACAAGCAAAUGGAAGACAACAAUACCCACUGCACCUCAAGACAUUGGAGAAGAAUUCAAGGAUCAAGGCCGAGAAAGUGACAAGGGAUAGAUUUUCGAAAGAUGAAUAUGAAGAGGACGAGGAUUUCUGA
Botrytis deweyae is the source of this 603-nucleotide messenger RNA. RefSeq lists its product as uncharacterized. The coding region runs from base 1 to 603 and encodes 200 amino acids. The transcript has 2 exons. Lineage: Eukaryota; Fungi; Ascomycota; Leotiomycetes; Helotiales; Sclerotiniaceae. The record is from RefSeq and is a predicted model, not a curated record.